AUGGAUCUCGUUUGGAUAUUUUGUGGUGGAAACACACAGCUGUUUUACCAGUUUGUGAACUUACCAUUUGCAUUUCUGUUUUGUUGUUUAGCCAGACACGGACAUCUCUCAAUAAUGAACAGGUACAUCUAUCUGACAUUGGGAGGAUUCAUCCUGGCCAUUGUAACAAUGGGUCCAUACAGCUUAUUGCUGUUCUUCAGUGCCGUCCUUCUCCUGCUGCUGAUCCACUGUCUACAUCCAAUGCAUGUUCAUCAGUGGACGCUGGGACUGCAGAUGUGCUGGCAAACCUGCUGGCAUUUGUACAUCCAGUACCAGUUAUACUGGCUUCAAGAAACACCAGACUCUAGACUUUUACUGGCCAUAUCCGCUCUCAUGUUGAUGACCCAGAGGGUUUCUUCUCUAUCGCUUGAUCUGCAGGAAGGAAAACUCUCUAGUCCCUUUCAAAACAGCAGUCAGGAUCAACCCGUCCUUAUUCAAUUUCUAAGCUACUCACUUUAUUUCCCUGCUCUUCUUGGAGGACCACUUUACAGUUUCAAAACGUUUGUGGAGUCUGUUAGGCAAAUUAGUGUAACUCCACCCCUUGCUUCAUAUUUAGGGAAUCUUACUUCAAAGAUAUUUCAAGUUGUAGUUUUGGUGUGGAUUAAAUAUCCUCUCAAGGAACUCUUAAAAUCAGUCAUAUUCAGAGUAAACAGCACUUGUGUUUUUCAAGAUAUAUUAUGGAUCUGGAUCCUGUCGCUGCUACUUAAGAUGAACUAUUAUGCGCACUGGAAGAUCAGUGAGUGUGUUAACAGUGCUGCAGGAAUAGGUCUCCAUGGUCACAGUGGAAAAACAUCAUGGGAUGGGCUUUCUGAUGGAAGUCCAUGGGUGACUGAAGCGUCGAGUCGUCCUUCAGUUUUUGCACGCCAGUGGAACAGAACCACGGCGGAGUGGCUUCGAAGAAUGGUCUUCAAAAGGUCCAACAGAUCUCCACUGUUCAUGACCUUUGGGUUCUCAGCGUGGUGGCAUGGCCUUCAUCCAGGGCAGAUUCUGGGCUUUCUCAUCUGGGCCUUCACUGUGCAGGGGGACUACAAGCUACAUCACUUCUUGCAUCCAAAGCUUACUUCCCUGUGGAGGAAAUGGCUGUACGUAUGUCUAAACUGGGCCUUUACUCAACUGACCAUUUCAUGUGUUGUUGUCUGUGUGGAACUUCAGAGUUUAGCAUCAGUGAAACUGCUCUGGUCCUCAUAUAUCUCUGUGUUUCCACUGCUGAGUAUUCUGAUGAUUUUUAUCCUGUGAGAAAUUCAUAGUUUCAGUUUAUUUUAUAUAAAUGUAAUCCAAUAUCUCAUCAAAUAUGGUAAACACAGAAGAUUAACCAAGCUUGCUUGACCAG
Messenger RNA from Rhinichthys klamathensis goyatoka, 1369 nucleotides. RefSeq names its product membrane bound O-acyltransferase domain containing 4 (gene mboat4). The record is from RefSeq and is a predicted model, not a curated record. Bases 1 to 1275 code for a protein of 424 amino acids. Gene Ontology annotation, biological process: peptidyl-serine octanoylation; lipid modification. Gene Ontology annotation, cellular component: endoplasmic reticulum membrane. NCBI's taxonomy places the organism in Eukaryota, Metazoa, Chordata, Actinopteri, Cypriniformes, Leuciscidae. The transcript is spliced from 3 exons. Gene Ontology annotation, molecular function: serine O-acyltransferase activity.